Messenger RNA from Chlamydomonas reinhardtii, 2002 nucleotides. RefSeq lists its product as uncharacterized. NCBI's taxonomy places the organism in Eukaryota, Viridiplantae, Chlorophyta, Chlorophyceae, Chlamydomonadales, Chlamydomonadaceae. The transcript has 6 exons. Gene Ontology annotation, cellular component: cytoplasm; aminoacyl-tRNA synthetase multienzyme complex. The record is from RefSeq and is a predicted model, not a curated record. Gene Ontology annotation, biological process: prolyl-tRNA aminoacylation. Gene Ontology annotation, molecular function: proline-tRNA ligase activity; ATP binding. Bases 315 to 1727 code for a protein of 470 amino acids.
CUGCCAUGUCCAAGGACAUCGGCGCCUCUCUGCUCAGCAUGUCCGCGAACGCAUUUGACUGGCGACAUUGCCCCGAUGCAGCGCAAUGCCUCUUUUCCGGCUGACCGGCUCAGCCAGGCCCCGCACCCACAACAACCAUUUGUGUUUCGCUUUAUUGUCAUUGACUCGGUACUGGGCAACACUGCGUAGUUGUCAUUUUGCAGCCCUUCCUUGCCGAACCCCUUCCAAGAGGCGAAUACGAUACAGAGCUUUGUAACAAAGAUAAAAGUGGAAGAAGCUACUUGAAGCCGGCAUCAGCUUGUUUCCGGGAAAACAUGGCGGCCGACGGCGAGCGCGCGAGCUCGAAGAAGGGCAAAAAACAGGAGGCUGGAGGCGAUGUAUCGGCGAAAAAGCGUAAACGGGAUGCGGAGCCCGCGGGCGACCAGCCUACCGCUGCGCCGGCCCCCGUGCAGGGCGGCGACGCGCCGGCUGAGGGGGGCGAAGGGCAGCGCAAGAAGAAAAACCGGGGCCACAAACGGCGGAAGACGGAGCCGGAGAACCUUGACCCUGCGGAGGCCGCCCGGAGGGCGCGGCAGCGUGAGCUGCGGGAGCUGGCUAUGAAGCUGCGGGACCAGGGCAAGACCUAUGUGCCACCGCGCAAGGGCGGGGCCAAGACCGCCCGCGCGGAGGGCGGCGCGCCCGCCGCCGCAGGUGGCGGCGGCGACAAGGCAGGCGGCGGCGGCAAGGCAGGCGGCGCUGGUGGCUCUGGCGGCGGUGCUGCUAGCGGCGGCGGCAAGGACGCGGCGGCUGGCGGCGACCGCAAGGCUCGGCACUACCUGGGGGACAAGACGCCGGGCUGGAGGCCCUUUGAUGCGGUGGAGGUGAUUGUGCUGCCCAUUUAUUGGAACAACGACAAGGAGGAGAAGGCGGCGGUGAUUGCGGCGUCGGAGCGCGCCCGCGACAUCCUGGCCAGCGCGGGCCUGGCGGCGGACAUGGACGGCUCCAAUAAGUACACGCCCGGGCAGAAGAUGAAGUACUGGGAGACCAUGGGCGUGCGUGUGCGUGUGGAGCUGGGUCCGCGGGAUGUGGCCAACGGCAAUGUGGUGGUGGCGCUGUCCACGAAGAAGCCGGGCGAGGUGGCCACCAAGAACAUCGUCAACAUGCGGCACAAAAUGCUGGACGCAGUGCGGGAGGCGCUGGGCAAGGUCAAGAGCGGCGCGUAUGACCACGAGGAGGAGGAGGAGGAGGCGCAGCAGGAGGAGGCGGAGGAGCAGCCGGAGGCCUCGGAGGAGGCAACGGAGGAGGAGGCGCCGGCGGCAAAGAAGGGCAAGAAAGAGGGCAAGAAGGAGAGCAAGAAGGAGGGCAAGAAGAGCAAGCAGGCGGCGAGUGAGGAGGACGAAGAGGAGGAGCAGGCCGCCGAGGGCGGCGACGACGAGAAGGAGGAGGCGAAGCCGGAGAAGGGCGCGGUGGGCGCGAGUGCUGAUGCUCUGGAGGACGAUUUUGGCGAGCUGGCUGCAGUCAUUGAGCCGGAGGAGGAUAAGCUAGUGCUCAGCAAGAAGGAGCGACUUAAGAAGAUGGAUAAGGCAAGGAAGGAUCAGCGCAAGGCGGAGCGGCGGGCGGAGCUCGGCGGCAAAGGCGGCGGCGGCUCGGAGGAUGAAAAGGAGGCGGGCGGAGGCGGGGGCUGGGCGGAGGCGGAGAAGGGCGCGGGGAAGCAGAAGGGCAAGAAGGCCAAGGUGGUGAAGUUCUGAGCGGGUCAGGGAGGUUGGGAUGUUGGUGGUUUGCGAGUGAUUCAGUAUGCAUGCAAUGGCGGGGCGGGGUGGCAGUAAGGCACUUCACAGCGGUGUGCAGAGGGGUGGGGAAGGAGGGCAACAUGAUAUGCAGCUUGUGGGUGCGACAAGGGCCGCACGAGUGUGUUUGCUUGACAUGAGAGCCAAGUUCGAGACCCUGGAUAGACACUUCAUGCGCUACAUGCGUUUAACAUGCGCUCGUGCCAUCGUGUGUCGGGCUUUCGGGAGCUUUUGGG